CAGGUCACAUGUUCACUGAAUAGGUCACCAUUUAGCCUACCCACAGAAGUGGUUGUCUUAUUAGCCACCACUCGUUUGCAAUCUUUCUGUUGUUUUACAGUCAGAAACAUUACAGGUUUUGGAUAACUAUUGAGUCGACACAUGGAUGAGGUGGAUGAAGUACCGGAUCUGUAUUUGUCAGAGGAUGAACUGGGAGCCGCUUCACCAACUGCGCCUCCUGACAUUGGUUCGCUAUAUGUUAAACUCCACUGGCCUGAGGUGGACCUACCAAAAAGGUGGGCGCCUAUGCUUCAGAAAGCUCUUCAGUCGUGGUUUAAUACAGCACUAGUAGAUGAAAUGCACAUCCGCUGCAAUAUUCAUAGACUAGAGCCUUUGGAAACCCCAGGUUGUGCAAUGGCAAAGAUAACACCCUUCUCAGCUCUUGAUGUUCUACUGAGCAAGAAAUCAUCCAGUCUGACUUUUAAAGACUUGAAACAGACAGCUGUUGUGCACUUUUACAGUAGUGUUCAGAUGAUCAACGCAGCUAAAAUUUCUACACAAAACGACCCCACAUAUUCCUCUGGUGAGGGGUCCCUUUUUCAGAUCCCAAUUAAGGUGAACGCAGUGGUGGAUGUGCAGAAAUGUAGCUCCCAGAUACAGGCUGAAAUAAUGGAGAAGUUUGAAAAGCACAGCUCAGGGACACAUUGUCUAUCUAUGCAGGGGACCCUUGAGGAGGUCAACAUGUUCUAUGCAGAACUCUGUCAAACAGUCAUGCAAAAGGAACAGGGUGAGAAUGAUGAGUCACUUAGUGCAGCUCCUAUUGAGACACAAGCCUCUGAAGAGGAAGGGUCUCAGGAAGUGAGCUGCCGUGUCCCCCUCUCCCUGUACCGGGCGGCCUGUCAAACAUAUAGAAAGGAGAUGGACUUGAUAGAGAGAGAAAACAGUGUGAGGAUUCAAGCAGAAAUUAUUCUGAACUUCAGAAACAGAGGAACUGGCAGGGAUAUGAGAUUGCAAGCCUGUAAGGACAUGACCAGACUUCUUCAGAACUGUGUGGAGCCUCCUCGCUCUCGAUUAGACCUUCCUGUAGGCACAACUAUGACCAAUUCAGAAUUUCUUGUUCCAAAAAAAGAUGCAAGCUCUCACUCGAGGGGUCUUGAUUGUCCUGAUAAAACUGAGCACAUUUCUGAGGUAGUAUGCAGAGUAAAGGGGCAAACUGAGGGAGAUGUAAAGAACCACGAGAGUGGCCAGCCAGUAGGAGUAGACAUGUCAACGGGGGUUUUGGAGACAGGAAAAAUGAAAGAGUGCACGAGAUCAGGAAUGCAACAAGGAAAGAAGGCAGACUUGACUGCAGUUGGCAAGCCUGGUGUUGUAGACAAAAGAGCCACCUAUCCUACAGGGAGUCUUGGAGAUCAACCGAACGGCAACAUGUUCAUCCGCAAAGAGAACGAGAGUCUGCCAGGCUUUCUAGGUCAUGACACCCUUGUGAUCGAUUAUGAUAUCCCAAGUGCUGUUCAGACUAAUGAUCAUCCCAACCCAGGAAAGCCGUUUGAUGGUCUCCAAGUGAGUGCUUACCUACCAAACAGCCCUGAGGGACGACAGGUGCUUGAACUCCUGAAAAAGGCCUUUUCACAGAGGCUUGUGUUUACUGUGGGGGUAUCCAAUAACACUGGAAAAGAUGGAUGUGUCAACUGGAAUGGCAUUUCUCACAAGACAAGCAAAUAUGGAGGACAUUUGAGUAAUGGCUACCCAGACCCAGACUACAUAAAGCAGGUUAAGCGGGAGCUGAAAGCAAAGGGAAUUGAAUGAAUGAAUAAAGCAGCAGUGGUAUGGAUGGUGGACUUGUACAUAGGCAUGUUCAUCAUGUACAUACAUCCUGUGAGCCAUGCAUGACCCUCACUGUUAUCUGUAUAUGAGAUAAACUUAUAUGUCUUAUGUAUCAAUAAAUUAUAUCAAGAUAUAUAAAAUAAUGUUUUAAUAAAUUACAACAAUUGUGUCAUCAAA
This is a messenger RNA of Alosa sapidissima (American shad), 1980 nucleotides long. RefSeq lists its product as uncharacterized. The record is from RefSeq and is a predicted model, not a curated record. NCBI's taxonomy places the organism in Eukaryota, Metazoa, Chordata, Actinopteri, Clupeiformes, Clupeidae. The coding region runs from base 142 to 1785 and encodes 547 amino acids. Gene Ontology annotation, biological process: Notch signaling pathway; protein ubiquitination. The transcript has 6 exons.